UACGAUAUCACUUCGCAUCACUCGAGAGAUUCCGACAAUACACACAAAACAACAUGGACGUAGAAGAACUAUUAACUUUCCAGCCCAAAAAGCCGGCACCAACAGGGAAGCGGAAGGGCCAUGAUGAAGAAAAUGGUGACACAGGUCGUGAAAGGAAGAAAAGAUUUGCAGAUGCUGAUAGUAUUGAUACCAGUGUUAUGGAAGCUGAAAGGGAGAAAAUAUUACAAAUGAUUGAAAAUGAACCAGAGCCUGAAGCAUUAGAUGAAACAAGUCUGAAGAAAAUGCUCCUCAAUUUUGAAAAGAAAGUUUACAAAAACCAGGAACAGAGAAUUAAAUAUCCUGAUUUACCAGAGAAAUUCAUGGAAUCAGAACUAGAACUGAAUGAUGUUGUACAGGAAAUGCAUGUGAUUGCCACCAUCCCGGACCAGUAUCAUAUCCUAGUGGACCUCAACACUGUCACUUCCUUAAUGCAGUUAGUGGCUCACGAAAAUACAGAUAUAUCUAUUGCUGUAGUGGACCUCGUACAGGAACUGACCGAUGUUGAUACGCUGAACGAAAGUGAAGAGGGUGCUGCUGCUCUGAUUGAUUCACUGCUUGAGGCACAGAUAGUGGCAUUGCUGGUGCAGAAUAUGGACCGACUAGACGAGACAAUCAAGGAGGAGGCGGACGGGGUACACAACACACUAGCCAUUGUAGAAAAUAUGAUGGAGUUUCGCCCACAGAUGUCGAGUGAUGCAGCGCAGCAGGGACUCCUACAGUGGUUACUGAAACGUAUAAAGGCAAAGUUGCCGUUUGACGCCAAUAAACUCUACGCCAGUGAAAUACUUGCCAUAUUGCUCCAAAAUAGUGAGGAAAAUAGAACAAUGCUAGGAGAUAUAGAUGGCAUCGAUAUAUUACUACAACAGCUGGCGGCGUACAAGCGACAUGAUCCAAGUAACAAAGAGGAAGUAGAAAUGAUGGAGAACUUCUUCAAUUCUUUGUGCUCUUGUCUGAUGCAGAACAUGAACAGGGCACGCUUUCUGAAGGGGGAGGGGCUACAGCUCAUGAACCUCAUGUUAAGAGAGAAGAAGAUGUCGAGGAAUUGUGCAGUCAAAGUAUUGAACCACGCCAUGACCGGACCAGAAGGGAUAGACAACUGUCAAAAGUUUGUUGACAUCCUUGGCCUGAGAACAGUUUUCCCUCUCUUCAUGAAAGCUCCUAGACAAGGCAAAGCAGGGCCUCAGUCAGAGGAACUGGAAGAACACGUAUCCUCCAUUAUAGCUGCAACUUUGCGGAACUGUCAGGGACAACAGCGACAGAGGUUGCUCAGUAAAUUUACUGAAAACGACCACGAAAAGGUGGAAAGGUUACUUGAAUUGCAUUUUAAAUACCUGGAUAAAGUGAGGUCAUGUGACGAACAAAUUGAAGUGGAGAAACAAAAAAUCAAAGGCAGUGGAGAGGAGAUAGACGAGGACUUAGAAGAUGAGUUCUACCUUCGGCGAUUAGAGGCCGGACUGUUCACGUUACAGCUGGUGGAUUAUAUCAUGCUGGAAGUGUGUGCCUCAGGCUCACAGUCGGUUAAAACAAGAGUCAUGCAGAUUCUGAAUAUGAGAGGAGGCUCCAUCAAAUCAAUUAAAAGUAUAAUGCGAGAAUAUGCUGGCAAUAUUGGAGAAGCCCAAGACAAGGAAGCUAGAGAGGCAGAACAGAACAGAAUUUUACAACUAGUGGAUAAAUUCUGAUAAUUCUUCUAAAGUUUACAUCACAAUAGUUCAAUUAAAAAGAGGCAGUAAAGUUCUUUAAAGUUUAUAUUGUUGUAGACAUUUAAAGGUCAUUUGUACAAGAACAUGGAGAGACUUAUCAAUAGAACAUGCUACUGGAUAUAUUCUCAUAGGGCCUUGAACACUAGCCUCCUGCAGUGAGGACUGUAUGGUUGUUCAAGUGCUAUGUGUGUAAACACUAGUCUUAUGUAGUGAGAACAGUAUGGUUGUUGACAAAGAGUCUGACAUGAAUGCCUCCUGCAGUGAGGAUAGAAAAGCUGUUCCUGAAGUAAAUUUAAGUUUAACACUGGAGUCUCCUUCAAUGAUAACUGUACAGCUGUGCCUGAGCUGUUUGUAAACACUACAACCUCCCGAGGAGAGGACAGAAAAACUAGUUUUGAGGCGAUUGCAAAUGCUGCAACUUUCUGCGGACAGAAAAUCUGGUCCUGGCUGAUUGUAACAUUGAAGUCUCCAGUAAAGAGAACAGAACAUCUGUUCCCUAUGAGAUUGUGAACACUACAGCCUCUAGCAGCUAGGACAGUACAUCUGUUCCCUAUGAGAUUGUGAACACUACAGCCUCUCGCAACUACGACAGUACAUCAACAACGUGACGAACAUUACGACCUCCUGCAGAGGACUGUACGGCUCUUCCAGAGGCGACUGUAACGUUUCCAGAAGUGAGGAGAGUUAAGCUGUUUCCAACCUGCUUUAUAUCAGUACAUUGAGUACAUUACUGUCGUGAGGGCGCUUCCUACACACUUCUUUAUACUACUGUAGAAAGCUUUGAAUUUACGCAGGGUUAUUAUGACAUUUUCAUCAGCAAAAUCAUAUUUGUUCAGUGCAGAAUUCGUGGUAAAGAGGUUGAUCCAUGCUAUUUUAACACAAUGAUACAUCUCAACUUUUCAUUAUGCUCUUAUAGUUUCACAACAUUGAAAUACCACUUGGUAUUUAAAAUGUGUCUGGAACGGCAUUUUAACUUUUUUUAUUCAUUAGGGUAUAUUUGUUAAUAAAGCAAACUCUAUCACGUUGUUUGUAUUCCUGUUUGUCUUUAGUCUAGAUAUAGAUCUAACAAAAACACCUGGAACUGGAAAUUUAUGUUACAUUGUAAAAUUCACGGUUGAAUCCUUUCAUGAAAAGCAUGAAAAUAAUACUGUUUACGAGUUUUAAUACAAUAGUUGUAUGAGUUUCGUUGGUACACUGUUAUACUUACCACCCACACUCCUGUUCCAUUAGUUCUCGAUGUUUGUCAGUUAAACUUGUCAGUUAAACUCGAUGUUUGUCAGUUAAACUCAAUGUUUGAUAUAUUUUCAAAAUCGUUAAGUGUCGUUGUCAUAAAAGCUUACGGUUCACAUGAAGAUAUAAAUUAGUGAGGACAACAGUUGUAUUAAAAUUCGUAAU
Molecule: messenger RNA, 3134 nt
Organism: Mizuhopecten yessoensis (Yesso scallop)
Lineage: Eukaryota; Metazoa; Mollusca; Bivalvia; Pectinida; Pectinidae
Product: beta-catenin-like protein 1
Exons: 16
Coding region: 54-1718 (554 amino acids)
Cellular component (GO): spliceosomal complex
Source: RefSeq, a predicted model, not a curated record